Molecule: messenger RNA, 3441 nt
Organism: Capsicum annuum
Lineage: Eukaryota; Viridiplantae; Streptophyta; Magnoliopsida; Solanales; Solanaceae
Exons: 3
Coding region: 2242-3279 (345 amino acids)
Source: RefSeq, a predicted model, not a curated record
UCUUUCCUUCUUCCCAAUCCACCGCCCUUUAUUAACAGUCUGCAAAAAGGUACCUUUUUAAUUUUUUUUUAUAAUAUAUAUCUAUAUCUUAUAUGUAUAUAUGUGUGUAUAUAUAUGUAUGUAUGCAUGUAUAUUGAAUUUUAUAGAUUAAUCAAGAACUGAUUAUGCUGUUGAUUUUGGUAUUUUUCUGUUGUGGGGUUUACUUAUAUGAUUAAUUUGUUGAGUUUUGGGUUGUGGGUGUUUGAAUUUUGGUGUUUUGUGGUAAUUUUUGGAUACACAUAUGGUAUUUUCUUGAUUUUUUUAACUGAUUAUGAUGUUUAUAUUGGUAUUGUAGUGUUAUGGGGUUUACUUGUUCUGGCAAUUUGGGAAUUCAAGAUACAUAUUUAAUACUUUUAUUAGGGUCUGCUAGUUACUCUUUGCUGUCCCUUUAUUAACAGUCUGCAAAAAGGUGCUUUCUCUUUGAAUUUUUUAGAUUAAUCAAGAACUGAUUAUACUGUUGAUUUUGGUAUUUUUCUGGUGUGGGGUUUACUUUAUAUGAUUAAUUUGUUGAGUAUUAGGUUGUGGGUAUUUGAAUUCUUGAUGUUUUGUGGUUAUUUUUGCAUACACAUAUGGCAUUUUCUUGAAUGUUUUUAACUGAUUAUGCUGUAUUUUACUUAUUCUGUCAAUUUGGCAAUUCAAGAUUCAUAUUUAAUGCUUUUAUUAGGGUCUCCUAGUUACCCUUUGCUGUCCCUUUAUUAACAGUCUGCAAAAAGGUGCUUUCUUGAAAUUCUUAGAUUAAUCAAGAACUGAUUUUGAUGUUGAGUUUGGUAUUUUUCUGUUGUGGGGUUUACUUUAUAUGAUUAAUUUGUUGAGUAUUGGGUUGUGGGUAUUUGAAUUCUUGAUGCUUUGUGGUGAUUUUUGGAUACCCAUAUGGCAUUUUCUUGAAUGUUUUUACCUGAUUAUGGUGUUGAUAUGGGUAUUGUAGUGUUGUGGGGUUUACUUGUUCUGGCAAUUUGGCAAUUCAAGAUUCAUAUUUAAUGCUUUUAUUAUGGUCUCCUAGUUACUCUUUGCAGUCCCUUUAUUAACACUUUGUAAAAAGGUGCUUUCCUUUUUUGAAAUUUUUGAAAUUUUUAGAUUAAUCAAGAACUGAUUUUGCUGUUGAUUUUGGUAUUUUUCUGUUGUGGGGUUUACUUUAUAUGAUUAAUUUGUUGAGUAUUGGGUUGUGGUGUUUGGGUUUUUGACUUUUUGUGGUAUUUUUUGGAUGGGAUAGUUAUUCUCAGGAUAACUAGUUUACCAGCCAAACGGCCCCUUAAAGUUCUAGAUUAAUCAAGAACUGAUUAUGCUGUUGAUAUUGGUAUUAUUCUUUUAUGGGGUUUACUUUUUCUGACGCCCAUAUGUCUUUCUUAAUUUUUGGAGAAUUAACCUAAAUAGCCGUCCACGCAACUGGUUAAACUAAAAGUAUCUGACGGAUGUAUCAUGUAUGUAUAAUAUGUAGAUGAUUUCAUAUUUAAUGCAUUUAUUAGUGUCUCCUAGUUACUCUUUGCAGUCCCUUUAUUAAUAGUCUGCAAAAAGGUGCUUUCUUUUUUUGAAAUUUUUAGAUUAAUCAAGAACUGAUUAUGCUGUUGAUUUUGGUAUUUUUCUGUUGUGGGGUUUACUUUAUCUGGAAAUUUGUUGUGUAUUGUGUUCUGGGUAUUAGAGCUUUUUGACUUUUCGUGGUUUGUUUUUCUUAAUUUUUUUUUUUUGAAUAUUUUAGGUGACUUAUGAACUGAUUAUACUGUUUUUAUUGAUAAUUAACUGAUUGCGCUGUUGAUAUUGGUAGUUUUCUGUUAUGGGGUUUACUUUAUCUGAGAAUUUGUCGAGUGUUGUGAUCUGGGUAUUUGAGUUUACUAUGUUGUUUCCUUACCUCAAUUAUUGUAUGGUUUUGUUGUAGUUUCUUUUCUGUUACUAUCUGCUAUUUUGUAAUUGUUUGUUGUUUGUUUCUUCCGUUACUUGUUUUUUUGAAUUGUUUUUCUUGAGCUGAGGGUCUAUUGAAAACUACCUCUCUACCUCUGAGGUUGGGGUUAAGGUCUGCGUACACUCAUCCCUCCCAAGGCAACACCCGGACGCCACUUUGUGGGACUACACUGAGUUUGUUGUUAUGUAGCAAGAAAUACGUCUGUUGUGGAUCCAUCUUGUCCAUACACUCUUGGCGGACCGUGGUUUGUAGCUUACGUUAGCUGCUUUGUUGAACGAAGCAAUUUCAAGAUCAUCUGACCGUCAAACAUGGUUGGCAGCCCUUUAGGUCGGAAAUGUAGCAAGAAGGACGCCCAAAUUUUAAAGGAGAAUUCAUCACAUGCUUUAAGCAUAAAAGUUUUGCGUGGAAAACGAACUGAAAGUACACCUAAGUCGAGGAGUACCGAGACAAGGAAUAGAAGUUCAUUUUCCUCUCUGACAAUUAGUUCUUCUGGAAAAAUUAAUACAGAAACGCAAAAAGGUCAUGCAGUCCAAGUCCAGCAAACCACGCCAAGGUUAAAAAAAGAUUCGGCAUCAGAAGCAAUCAAGACAAGCCCACCGAAAGAUACAAAGAAGAUUAAGAAUUCAGCUCCACCGCAGGUCUUAAAGGAAAUAAUAACGCCAAUUGAGACGUGUAUCCAUCCAUCACAACCAACAGCUCCACAUACAAAGAGCUCUGAACUUCAGAAGACGUCAUCUAAGCUUUCUCAUCAAAAGAUGCAGAGCAAGGCUUCCCUCCUUCAAUCCAGAAUUCUAGAGUCUCCAACUUCACAGCCUUCGCAGAAAAGGAUCCGCAACCAGAAUUCUCUAAGUCAGUCUGAGCCAUCUAAACAGUAUGUUAGAAGGUCUGGAACCCAGAAAACAUCAGUUGCUCCACAGGCUUUGUCAGGAAAGACAAGGAUUCCGACCCCCAUUAGGCAGUCUAAAUCAUCCACAAGUACCAAGGAGCCUUCAAGAAGUAGAGAGAGAUGCGUAGAACAUGAAGAGCCCAUCCAUCAUAUUGUUUGGGAAGGUCCAGAUGAAACAUUUCAUUCCUCCUCCGGAAUCACUUGCCCGCUAUGCGAAAAUGAUCUGUACGACAUGCCUGAUGACUAUGCAGAUGAAUUUGAAGACGAAUAUUAUGAUGAUUUUGUACCGUUAGUUCUCCCAAAUGUUGCUGUUUUGUCAUGCGGUCAUUCUUUUCACGCGGUAUGCUUGGAUGGCAUUACCCCAGAAGAGAACUCCAGUGAUCCUCCAUGCUUUUUUUUGUCUAAGUUGCAUGUCUUGACCCUCAAUCAAUCUGUUGAGGGCAUUCUUGAAGCAGCUUGAGGUAAUUUUACCAAAUGUACAGAUCCCUUAUAGUGCAACUUCAACUGCCCAUUUAGUUCAAUUUUUUUUUUUUCAAUUUAGAAUAUAGAAAACUUAUGAGGCUUAGUUUUCAACAUUAUUUUUGAGAUCAUACAUCUUAAUGAAAAUUUUUUGGGACCAUCA